AUGGCUCCAGAUUUGAAUGCUGUUACUGGUGGCGAAAGAUUCGAMUACUCGAAGCCGGGAUCAAGCGGAUAUGACAUCAAGCAGGAUAUCACCUGGAAUGAUCCGAAUAACCGGAAACUCCGAGUUCUGACCAUAGGUGGAGGUGUAUCUGGUAUCUUGAUGGCCUAUUCAAUCCAGAAGCUUUGCGAGAACGUUGAGCACGUUGUAUACGAGAAGAAUGCAGACAUUGGAGGAACAUGGCUAGAGAAUCGUUACCCGGGAUGUGCCUGCGACAUCCCAAGCCAUGCAUACACGUACUCAUGGGCGCUGAACCCGGACUGGCCUCGUUUUUUCAGCUAUGCCCCGGACAUUUGGAAGUACUUGGACAAAGUCUGCAACACAUUUGAUCUCAGAAAGUACAUGACCUUCAACACCGAGGUUAUUGGAGCGUACUGGAACGAAGAGAAGGGGCAGUGGAAUGUGAAGCUCAGACAGACUCAACCUGGACAGCAACCAAGAGAAUUCGAGGACUAUUGCGACCUCUUGCUUCACGGUACCGGCAUUCUGAACAACUUCAAGUGGCCUGCGAUUCCAGGCCUAAAGGACAAGUUCAAGGGCAAGGUCGUCCAUACAGCCAGGUGGCCAAGCGACUAUCAGGCAGAACAAUGGAAGAACGAUGACAUUGCAGUCAUCGGUUCUGGCGCGUCUUCCAUCCAAACUGUACCCGCAAUGCAGCCGCACGCGAAACACAUUGACGUUUUCGUCAGGACUGGGGUCUGGUUCGUCCAGAUUGCCAAUAACUUUGGUCAAAACAAGGAGUAUAGCCAAGAAGAGAGAGACACUUUCCGCAACGAUCCCAAGAGUUUGGUGGCUCACGCAAAGGAUAUCGAGGAUCAAGUCAACGGGCUCUGGGGAACCUUCUACUCCGACACGGCCGAACAAAAGGAAAGCCAAGAGCUCUUCUCAAAGAGAAUGGCAGAGUUCAUCAAAGAUGAACGACUUUUGAAGGGGUUCACCCCUAACUUUGGCAUUGGAUGUCGUCGUGUCACACCUGGAGAUCCAUACAUGAUGGCCAUCCAGAAUCCCAACAUCGACGUUCACUUUACUGCUGUAGCCAGCUGCACCGAGGACGGUGUUGUUGGGGAGGACGGUACGGAGCGUAAGGUGGACACAAUAGUGUGCGCUACUGGUUUUGACGUCUCGUACCGCCCACGAUUCCCGAUUAUCGGCAGAAACGGUGUUGACCUGAAGGAUAAGUGGAGCGUCUGUCCGGAGGCAUACUUGGGUUUGGCGAUCCCCGACUUUCCCAACCUCAUAACUUUCAUUGGUCCUGCUUGGCCCGUGGAGAAUGGAAGCGUUAUGGGUCCAUUGCAGAAUGUCGCAGACUAUACCGUCCAAAUCAUCAAGAAGAUGCAGAACGAGAACAUCAAAAGCUGGGAGCCAAAGCAGGACAUCACCGAUCAGUUCAACGCUCACGUACAGGAGUGGAUCAAGCAUACCGUCUGGAAGGAGUCUUGUCGCUCGUGGUACAAAGACAACGAUACUGGUCGCGUCAAUGCAAUCUGGCCGGGCUCAUCGCUGCACUAUCAACAAGUCAUUGCAUCACCUCGUUACGAAGAUUUCAAUAUCCAAUACUUUGACAAGAAUAUCUGGGCAUCUUUGGGUAUGGGUUUUACGAUUGAGAAUCGUAAGGGAGUGGGAAAUGCAGACUGCAGCCCUUAUAUCAAUUUGAACCACAUUGAUAGGAAGUGGCACGUAGCGAAUGGCGGUGACGAAAAGGUUUUGGACCAGCUUGUUGCAGAGCACAAUGCGAAGCUGGAGAAGUAG
Molecule: messenger RNA, 1806 nt
Organism: Ramularia collo-cygni
Lineage: Eukaryota; Fungi; Ascomycota; Dothideomycetes; Mycosphaerellales; Mycosphaerellaceae
Product: probable Putative sterigmatocystin biosynthesis monooxygenase stcW
Exons: 12
Coding region: 1-1806 (601 amino acids)
Molecular function (GO): flavin adenine dinucleotide binding; NADP binding; N,N-dimethylaniline monooxygenase activity
Source: RefSeq, a predicted model, not a curated record